Messenger RNA from Caretta caretta (loggerhead turtle), 1252 nucleotides. RefSeq names its product V-type proton ATPase subunit S1-like protein. Lineage: Eukaryota; Metazoa; Chordata; Testudines; Cheloniidae. Gene Ontology annotation, molecular function: ATPase activator activity. The record is from RefSeq and is a predicted model, not a curated record. Gene Ontology annotation, cellular component: proton-transporting V-type ATPase complex.
UCCAUCACAUGAUAUCUGAGAAUACAGGCUCUGAUCUCUUUGCUAGAACAGAUGUGCUUGGUCAGGAGAGGUAGAUUCCUUUCUCCAUGGAAAAAAACAUCACUUUUAGCUUUUUACUCCUCUUUUUAUGUGGAGGAUUUUCAGUCUCUGUGGACCAAAUGUUUGUAAGACUGGAUGGAAGUUCACAUGCAUUUUCAGACCAAGAGCUGCCCCAAAGAAAUGACCGACGUUAUGAGGGUGGUGUGAAGCCAAAACAUAACUUAAAACAAGUAGCAAUUACACAGGUGGUCAGUUACAACUUGAGCAGAAAAGGACAAUCCGAAAGAGACUCUUGGAGGACAUUGCCGCACAGCCCUGUGAAUGUCACCGUUAAUGGAAUUCCCUGCAUUCUUUUCUGGGCCAGGAGAAUAAUGAUUAAAUUUAAAAAUCACACAAAGCUGGACUUGACAGAGAAGACAUUUGGCGUUCAUGCAACCGUGGAUGUUGGAGAUUCCAACUGCAGUGAAGACAGUGCAAUGCUUUCACUUAAGUUUGGUGACAUGGACAACCUCAAGGGGCUUGUUAUUAGAUUUUUAUUGACAAGCAGUUAUUACAAGCUGUCUGUUCAGAACUGGUUUAGUUUAUACAGAAUACAGCUGCUUUACAACCAUUCUGUGCAAGCGACAUUUAAUGCAACCAGAAUAUAUGCUCCAGCAAGUUAUUCCUAUCACUGUGAACAUGUGAGCAGCUUGCAGAGGUAUGAUGCACUCCUGAUUCCCAGCUCCGCAAAUGAUGUGUCCAGGCUCUGGGAAGUCACUUUUAUCGAUUUCCAGAUUCAAGGCUUUAACAUUGAAGGAGGACAGUUUGCUUAUGCCAAAGAUUGUGCAUCCUUUUUCUCACCAGCAAUUUUGAUGGGCUUGAUUAUGUCACUGAUUCUGCUUCUAGUCCUGGCCUAUGCUCUCCAUAUGUUGAUCCACCUGAAGUCUCUUGAUAGCCAUUGUGAAUGCAAAGCCUCUCCUGCCUAUUUUGUACAAGUGAAAGACAGUGACAUGGCAGAUGAAAAAGAACCACUGAGAAGCAAUGGAAAUGAGUCCUAUGAACUUAGAAGUCAACAGUUCUGUAAAGUCUAUAUUUAGAAGAGUGUUGUUUGUCUCAUUCAGGCUAUUGGUAUUUUCUUUCAGCAAUUCUGUCCUGUUUAGUUGUACAGUAGCUAAAAGUAUUCACCAAAUGAUUUAUUUGAUCAAAGAAAAAAUAUAAUCAGACUGCUUGUUUA